AUGGCGGACGCUCCGGCCGGAUCCGCAGCUCCUGCUACCACAGCUGCCUCUCCUACAGUUGAGAUCGUACCCAUCGAAGUUGAUCGGGACACGGUCGAUGAUCCCACCUUCGAGGAGCAAUUGACCACUUUCACUGCAUCCCUAUCCUCCAGCGUCCUUGAUUAUCCUGUUGAGCACGGUCGCCGAUACCAUGCCUUCCGAAAGGGGUCCUAUGUUUUCCCCAAUGACGAGGUUAUCGGGUGUGACCUCAGUCCGAUUCAGCCAACUUGGGUGCCUCCAAACGUCAAGUUCGAAGUCGAUGACGUCGAGAGCGAAUGGACCUACAACUUUACCUUCGACUUCAUCAUGUGCCGCUAUAUGGCUGGCUCUAUUGGGGACUGGCCUAAGCUCUUCAAGAGCAUAUAUGACAACAUAACUCCUGGCGGGUGGGCCGAGUUCCAAGACUGGGACUUGCGAUGCGCCUCGGAUGAUGGGACCUUGACGGCGGAGCACGUAACCCAUCAAUGGUGUACAAGCUUCCUCGGAGUACUAGAUAGCAUCAACCGCAAUGCUUACCCAGGCCCAAAGCUCCUCGAUCGUGCUAAGACGGCCGGCUUCAUCAACACGCAUGAGGAAGUAAUCAAGGUGCCACUCGGACCGUGGCCCAAGGACCCCAGGCUAAAGGAGAUUGGCAUGAUGAAUCUUGUGCAAACUCUUGAUGGCCUCGAUGCCUCUCUCAAGGCGCUCAUGAUGCUGGGAUACACUGAGGAGGAGGUCACGCUCAUGCUCGCGCGGGUCCGAAAGGAGCUGAAGAGCCGAGAAUUUCAUUCGUAUAUCAAGUUGUAA
This is a messenger RNA of Scedosporium apiospermum, 825 nucleotides long. RefSeq lists its product as uncharacterized. The coding region runs from base 1 to 825 and encodes 274 amino acids. Gene Ontology annotation, molecular function: ATP binding; four-way junction helicase activity. The record is from RefSeq and is a predicted model, not a curated record. Lineage: Eukaryota; Fungi; Ascomycota; Sordariomycetes; Microascales; Microascaceae. Gene Ontology annotation, cellular component: Holliday junction helicase complex. The transcript has 7 exons. Gene Ontology annotation, biological process: DNA recombination; DNA repair.